AUGAGCGUCCUCCUAACGUAUCGAGAGGCAGCUUCGGGGAUCGUGGGCUCGAUAUCUCUUGCUUGCUGGAUAUUUCUCCUGGUCCCCCAAUUGAUCGAGAACUACAAGAAUGGCAAUGCCAGAGCUAUAUCCUUCGCCUUUAUCCUCGUCUGGUUUAUAGGAGACAUUGCAAACCUGAUUGGAGCUUUAUGGGCCAAGUUGGUCCCCGUGGCGGUUGCCAUAGCCGUAUACUUUUGCAUUGCGGACGGAGUCUUAAUAUGCCAGUGCAUAUACUACAACGAGAAAGCCUCACGGCAGCUGAAGAGACCGGUUUCGAGUCAUGCAGAGCAUAAUGAGGAAGGUGAUGAUAGAGCCCACGUUCCUCAGCCAACGACGCCGCUGUUAAGCCGACGGAUGAGCGAGAAUCUAGGGCAGAGCGGCCGGAGAGGGCCCGAUGGCAACUUGUCCAACCACGACCCGUUGGCGAAGAUGCUGGAAGAGGAUGAGCCAGAGAGCACCUGGGCUAAGAAUAUACUGAGUUUAUUGGGUAUUUGCACUGCCGGUGCUGCUGGCUGGGUGAUCGCCUGGAAGACGGGGGCAUGGCAACCGACCCCUACCCAGCCGAUCAAAGGUCCAGGUGAGAUGGCUGUGGGAGCCCAGAUCUUUGGGUAUCUCAGCGCAUUGUGCUAUCUAGGCGCUCGGAUUCCACAGAUUGUCAAGAAUCACAGAGAACGGUCAUGCAAAGCAGGGCUCUCCCUUUUAUUCUUCGUUUUUUCUUUACUUGGCAACGCUACGUAUGGAGCAGGGAUUUUAUUUCACUCUACGGAACGAGCGUACAUUUUGACAAACCUACCGUGGCUCCUAGGGUCGCUGGGCACAAUUAUUGAAGAUAUUGUCAUCUUCAUCCAGUUCCGAAUAUACGCAACUCGGGAAGCGCCGUCUUUGGCAGCAGCCUAG
This is a messenger RNA of Nannizzia gypsea CBS 118893, 936 nucleotides long. RefSeq names its product vacuolar membrane PQ loop repeat protein. The transcript is spliced from 5 exons. NCBI's taxonomy places the organism in Eukaryota, Fungi, Ascomycota, Eurotiomycetes, Onygenales, Arthrodermataceae. Gene Ontology annotation, biological process: basic amino acid transmembrane export from vacuole. The record is from RefSeq and is a predicted model, not a curated record. Bases 1 to 936 code for a protein of 311 amino acids. Gene Ontology annotation, cellular component: fungal-type vacuole membrane.